Messenger RNA from Coccidioides posadasii C735 delta SOWgp, 511 nucleotides. It is a transcript of the gene RPL29, whose product is annotated as 60S ribosomal protein eL29. Gene Ontology annotation, molecular function: structural constituent of ribosome. Lineage: Eukaryota; Fungi; Ascomycota; Eurotiomycetes; Onygenales; Onygenaceae. Gene Ontology annotation, cellular component: ribosome; cytosolic large ribosomal subunit. Gene Ontology annotation, biological process: cytoplasmic translation. The record is from RefSeq and is a predicted model, not a curated record.
AUCCCGAUUUCUCCAACAAUCCGCAUUGUUGCGAUCAGACCGUCAAGAUGGCCAAAUCCAAGAACUCGUCGCAACACAACCAGAACAAGAAAGCCCACAGAAACGGGAUCAAGAAGCCAAAGACUCACCGUUACCCUUCCCUCAAGGGUGUCGAUCCCAAGUUCAGACGGAACCACAGACAUGCUCUCCACGGCACCAUGAAGGCUUUGAAGGAGGUCAAGGAGGGCAAGAGAGAAUCUGCAUAAACAAAUGAAAAAAAUCAUUGAAAUCAGAAUCCCAAUGUGCCGCGUUGCUAUGUCCAUAGAUCCGCAUAUUUUCCCGUUGUUUUAGCCCGUGGGAACGAGCAAGAGAGAUGCUUCCAUCUCGAGUCCUCGAUAAUGCAAGAUGGGUUUUGCGCUGGUUUCCCCAAGGUCCAUGCUUUUUCUGCUUAGGAUUCAUAAUUGACGGUAACGCUGGUCUGCUUUCCCACGGACUUUUGACUUCGACAUGUUUUUAUAUGGGAUGUGGGUGU